AUGCUGGACAGCGCCCCCCCAGAACAGAUCCUCGACCGGAUCCUGCUCCUCGCCGACCCACUCGACAUCAGCAGCCUCGCCCAGACCGCUCGCUUCCUCCGAGAACACACCGCCAACAACCAUCUCUGGCACCAGCUGGCCCGGAAACACUUCGACCACGAACCACCCACAUCCGGAAACAGCACGAUCGACUGGCGCAAAACACUCACUGCCAGGAUCACGCUCAGGCAGAUACUCGCGACAGCCGACGAUGGGCUGAUGAAAGAACGGCUGGUAUGUGCGACUGCUGCCGAUCCAUGCCCCGUCCAGCACAGACUGACUCCCUCCACACAGCACAAACACUACCCUGGAGAACAACUACUGCAGCUCUACCAGCUCCUCUUCCUCAUCCUCAGCACCGCCACCGCCACAGCCCAGCCGCACUCCCGCAACAUCGCCUUCCUCGAAAGCCUGCUGGCCAACCCCACCGCCCAGUUCCGCAUCAUCCACUAUGCCGGGCUCAACUGGCAGGACCAGCCCGUCUAUGCCCUCCGCGACUCCUUGCACGACCCCCUAGUCGCCGCCGCAGCCAAGCUCCACACCCUCUACGGACUCACCUCCUUCGACAUCAACCGGUCACGCGCCAGAGGGAUCGCCCGGGAGAGCUGCUACCUGCUGAGGAACUACUCAUCCAACACUCUCUGGGGCCCCUUCAUCCCCAACCCCGACCCCCCGCUGCCGCCUCCGGAGGACGCCGAGGAAGAGCCCGAGGACAUCCGCGUCUGUCGCGUCAACUGGCCCCACCUCGAGGCCCUCAGCAUCAUCGUCGGCCUCAACCUGCACGCCCUGCGCCGCAAAGCCCAGGACGCAGCCCUCCAGGAUGACCCGGAGGAACAGCAGCAGCAGGAGGAGGAGGAGGAGACCAACCCCAACGAGCUCGACCUGCCCCUGCGCGAGAUCCUCCAGCACCAUGGCGCACAGCACGAGCCCCCCCAUCUCCACCACCAACUCCCCGGCCGCCCCCACCGCCCAUCCACCGAACUCAUCCCCUGGCCCAUCCUCCAAAGCCUUCCCAACGCCCGCCCACAUACCCAACUCAUGCACCCCGCCUAUACCGCCCCCGCGAGACCCUACCAUCCCCAAGACAUCCCUCGCAAUCCCGCAGCGCUCGAUCUCGACCAGUUCGAUUGGGCCGGCGUCACGGGCCGCUGGCUGCGCAUCGUCUGUUUCCUGGACUACCGCAACCUGCAUGCCUACAACUUUGGCCCCGGCCCGCCGAUCUGCCUCGACCAGUUCGACGAGGCCGUCCGCGCCAUGACCCUCGAGCUCAGAGUCGUCCACAUCGGCAUCCUCCCCCGCCACCUCGACCCACAGGGCAACCCGGGCCCCCUCGUCCCGGCCAAGAUGCGCACAGACGUACCCGGCCGGCCGCCGAUCUACUUCGAGGGCACCUCCGCGAGGAACAUCGGCGCAACCAGUGUGCCUCUCCCCGGCCAGCCCCCAUCCCGUGUCCGGGGAUACGUGUCAAUGACCGAUGACGACGAGGUGCGCUGGUCGACGGUCAGCACCCUCGCCGGCGCCGAACGAUGGGCGUCUGAGGGCAUCCAGGUCGGCGGCGUGCGCGCGAGGUGGGGCGUGCUUGGCGUGUGGACCGACGUCGAUCGCGGCGCCGUCGAGGCUCCCGUCGGCCCGUUCUAUUUCUACAAGACGGCCUACUGA
This is a messenger RNA of Puccinia triticina, 1698 nucleotides long. RefSeq lists its product as uncharacterized. The transcript has 6 exons. The record is from RefSeq and is a predicted model, not a curated record. NCBI's taxonomy places the organism in Eukaryota, Fungi, Basidiomycota, Pucciniomycetes, Pucciniales, Pucciniaceae. Gene Ontology annotation, molecular function: protein binding. Bases 1 to 1698 code for a protein of 565 amino acids.